AAAUUAAAGUAAACAAGUCGAGAAAGCGAUGGUUGAGUCAAAAUAAUUUUUUUUUAAGUUAUAUUUCUGUCAGAGGACAAUAUGAAUAUUCCAUCAUAUUCACUUAACACACUAAAGGGGUUAUAUGAUAUAUCUGGUGUGGAAGUAGGCCAACAUUUCUAUUGGCAAAUAGGAGGUUUCCAAAUUCAUGGUCAAGUACUUAUAACUUCUUGGGUUGUAAUUGCUAUCUUAUUAGGUUCAGCUGCUAUAGCUGUUCGGAGUCCACAAACUAUUCCGACUGGCGGUCAAAAUUUCUUUGAAUAUGUCCUUGAAUUCAUUCGAGACGUGAGCAAAACUCAAAUUGGAGAAGAGUAUCGUCCUUGGGUUCCCUUUAUUGGGACUAUGUUUCUAUUUAUUUUUGUUUCGAAUUGGUCAGGGGCUCUUUUGCCUUGGAAAAUCAUACAAUUACCUCAUGGGGAGUUAGCCGCACCCACCAAUGAUAUAAAUACGACUGAUGCUUUAGCUUUACUCACGUCAGUAGCCUAUUUCUAUGCGGGUCUUACAAAAAGAGGAUUAAGUUAUUUUGGUAAAUACAUUCAACCAACCCCAAUUCUUUUACCCAUUAACAUCUUAGAAGAUUUCACAAAACCUCUAUCACUUAGUUUUCGACUUUUCGGAAAUAUAUUAGCGGAUGAAUUAGUAGUUGUUGUUCUUGUUUCUUUAGUACCUUUAGUGGUUCCUAUACCUGUCAUGUUUCUUGGAUUAUUUACAAGUGGUAUUCAGGCUCUUAUUUUUGCAACUUUACCUGCAGCUUAUAUAGGCGAAUCCAUGGAGGGUCAUCAUUGAUUAGUGUUAGGAAGAGUCUAUCGUUUAGUUUAGAUCCAGGUAAUAUAUCUAUGUAUCAAGAUAUUCUAUCAAGAUAAUCUAUGUUAUCUAGAACAUAUAAAUGUCAAAAUUCAUACAGUCUAACCGGAAUAGAAAAAAAAAAGAUUCGAGCGAGAAG
This is a messenger RNA of Amaranthus tricolor (Joseph's coat), 982 nucleotides long. Its product is annotated as ATP synthase subunit a, chloroplastic-like. The transcript has a single exon. The record is from RefSeq and is a predicted model, not a curated record. Gene Ontology annotation, molecular function: proton transmembrane transporter activity. Bases 82 to 825 code for a protein of 247 amino acids. NCBI's taxonomy places the organism in Eukaryota, Viridiplantae, Streptophyta, Magnoliopsida, Caryophyllales, Amaranthaceae. Gene Ontology annotation, biological process: proton motive force-driven ATP synthesis.